AGGUAUCAUCUAUCCGUCACCUCAUCACCAACUGCUCUGACCAAAUCCACUGCUACAUUACAGUUUCCAAUACAUACAUACAGCAAUACAAACAACAACACAUAUCAUAAUGCACUCUACGGGUAGUUUCUCUUCUUCUUCUGCCAUGAUGACGGCCCAAAUUCACUUGGUCAUGGGCGGUACCAUUUUGGAUCGGACCAUGCCGUCGGUGUUACGAGACGAACGACCGUUGCAUCGGAAUCGCGUCUUGACGGAAUUGGAAUGGAAGGACUUUUUGGACGACGUCCAAGACGCCAUGAGUUGGUCGCGUCAUUGGUACCGGUGCUUUCAAUCAUGGCCCGUGGUGCUCUCGCUCAGUGUGACGCUCCUGUCUUGGUUGGUCUGGUUGUGGUCUUCUACACUAUUACUGAUGCUGCAACAACAACAACAAGAACAAGAAGCCCAUCACAAUAAUGAGACACUCCUGAUUGUCAGCGACCAUCGCAAUACUACUACUAGAACUCACGACGACGGCAGUAGUGAUUCGGUCUUUUGGCAGUACAUUUGGCCGGACAUUUGCCUCUUUUUGACAUUGCUUUCCACCUUCAUUGUGGUACUCUCCGGCGUGCAUGUGUCGUCCACAUUUCCCGAUCAUGUGUCCCAAGUCUGCAAGGACUACACGGCAAAAUACCAAUCCUACUAUGGUGUCACGUUUUCCUUGCAACAACAUAAAGUCGUGACCAAAACACGACGACGACAUCAUGCCCGUCAUGGAGCCAGUACUAGUACUGCUCCAACAAUGCAACUCAUGCAUUACAUCUUGGUGUCCCGACUGCCACCCGAAGAAGUUUCCACGAGUAUGCCCCUUUCGGCACAACCCUAUCAAUCCAUGUCGACGGCACCCUUUUUUGACAUGCCACGGGUGCUCCUUCCGCCGGCCAAUUCUCAUUCGAACGUCCGCGUUCCGACGACAUGGACCGAAGAACGAGACGAAGAAGAAGAUACAAGUUAUCAUAAUAAGGUCAACAACAACAAUCAGGAGUACAGCAUUGGAUGGAACAUUGAUGACGAGGAAGAGUAGGAUUAUGCUUGCUUGCUCUUGGCUGUCAGAGCAAUAGAGGGAGAGUUCGAGAGAGAGAUGGAGAGAAUCCGAGAUGCGUACAGAACCAGAAACAGGAACAAGCAACAAUUCAUUCAUGGCUUUCUCGUCGUGCUUCCAUGGGAUCUUGGUUCGUCUGCCAUCACAUACAUAUGAAUGAAAUGCCGUCAAGUGACCAGGGCGACACUUUGGAAUCGAAUCUUUACAAAACUACAAUUGACACUGUCCCCGGUGGGCUGUGGCUUGUACGUUGUAGUUUAGUACCGCAUGUACAUACUAGC
Molecule: messenger RNA, 1359 nt
Organism: Seminavis robusta
Lineage: Eukaryota; Bacillariophyta; Bacillariophyceae; Naviculales; Naviculaceae
Source: the annotation of a GenBank genome assembly